Molecule: messenger RNA, 4653 nt
Organism: Thunnus maccoyii (southern bluefin tuna)
Lineage: Eukaryota; Metazoa; Chordata; Actinopteri; Scombriformes; Scombridae
Product: immunoglobulin superfamily containing leucine-rich repeat protein 2-like
Exons: 2
Coding region: 384-2537 (717 amino acids)
Molecular function (GO): protein binding
Source: RefSeq, a predicted model, not a curated record
UCCUAAACCCCCUUAACAGUGAUGGUCAUGUUGAAGGUCGCUUCCCCUUUAAAACAUUUUUUUUUGGAAACGUCGAUACUGUAGUGCUGUCCAUGCAGAGCUGAGAGGAGGGGUGAGACUAGGGUGAGGAGUGGGGAAGAGAUAACUCAGACUGACAAGCAUCCACAGGGAUGAGAAACCCCGGAGAGGACACACGUGUUUUCACCAUGUAGAAGCCGAAAAGACGUACGUGCGGACUCUGAAUUUCUCCACAAACUUCCAGACAGCAUGUAGCCUGAGCUGCUGCGACUGCAAAAAAAAAAACAAAAACCCAGCGACUGACGCAUGCGGAUUCCUCCCUAGAGAUUAAAAACGAAAAGGAAAAAAAAACGCAGGAGCAGAAAAUGGCAGCCGCAGACAUCCUGUACUUCACUUUGUGGAUCGCCACGUUCUUCACCUCCGGACUCGGAUGCCCUGAGCUCUGUUCCUGCUCAGAUAAAUACAACCGUCAUUUUGCAGAAUGCUCCUACAAAAGCUUGGCUGAAAUCCCAGAUGGUUUGCCUCCCAAUGUUACAACUUUGAGUCUCUCAGGUAACAGGAUCAGUUUGAUACCGUUAGGAAGUUUCGACAAUGUCACCCGGGUGACGUCUCUGUGGUUGGCCCGCAAUGAGCUCUUCUCCAUCGAACCAGGGGCUCUCUCACCCCUGGUUUAUCUGUGUAACUUUGACAUCAGCUACAAUAAAAUCGUACACUUCCCAUGGGAGGAUCUGCAGAAUCUCACAAGCUUGCAGCUGUUGAAGAUGAACCACAACGAGAUGGUCAACCUGCCGAGGGACGCCUUGUCCAACCUCAAAGACCUGAGGUCCCUCCGUCUCAACAAUAACAAGUUCAUAACCUUAGCUGAGGGGACGUUUGAUGGCUUAAUCUUUUUGUCACAUUUGCAGAUCCAUCACAAUCCUUUUGCAUGCACCUGCUCCCUCGACUGGCUCAGAAACUGGAUUUCAACAUCCACCAUCUCAGUCGCAGAGCAGAAUUUGAUCACUUGUGCAACUCCAGAGAAACUUAAAGGACAAGUGAUUGGGAAGUUGCCUGAGUCAAAGUGCACAAGCCCAAAUGUCACAAUACGAAUGGAGUCAAAUAUCCAUGUCACAACUUUCUACGAGGACAGCGCUUUGGUCUUGACUUGUGAAUUCAAAGGAAACCCAAAACCACUGGUCAUGUGGAGUAUUCACAGCCAAAGCCAGAGGCAAGACCUGGCUUUGUCGUUUACUGAGGAUGACUCAGCAGAAUCAAACAAAGACUCCUUACUGUCCCAUAAUCCCAUCAAAGUGUUUAAUAAUGGGACUCUAAUCAUUUCAUGCCUCAGGAAGGAAGACGGCGGCAGCUACAGCUGCUCUGCCACUAAUGAAUUUGGUAGAGCUGAAGAUUCUCUGUCAGUGGAGGUGGUGGCUAAACCAACACCAGCACCAACACCUGUAAAGGAAAUGACCACAACUCCCAUUUAUACUAAAACACACCCAUCUGUACACCAAACAACAGACAAACCAACUGUUUUUGAUUUUGUGCAUCUGCCUGAUUUAAAGAGAAAAGACUUCAUGAACAACAAGCCCACUUUCUCGCCUAGUGUAGAGAUCAAUUCUAAGUCUUCUGACGUGGUCACGAGUAAGCCAUUACGUGCUAGUAAAUGUGGCGUGACGGCUAAUACAAGAUAUAUUUCAAGUAAUGUCUUUAACGGGAGCCUGGAUGAUAUCAAGCAGUACACAUUUGACUUUGGUGUCAUUGCCUUGGGCGUGUCAGAAACAGAGGCUACAGUACGGCUCAAUCCUCUUCUCAUACCCAGAGAUAAGAGCGCCAACCGCGCCGCUGCAACAUCUGAGAGCUUUGAAAGUGACAGCGAAGAGUCUCAUGACCCUUCAGACACCUCCGAAGAAGCCCCUUCAAAUGGCUUGUACCUGUGCGUCACUGCUGACCGCAAACACUCGGCUGUGCAGUGGUCGCGGAUCAAGGAGGGCGUCAACACGUACCUGUUCGGCGGUUUACGCCCCGGCACCAACUACUCCCUGUGUCUGACCUACAGAAGGGAGGACUGUGAGGUGCAGGUGAUGUUCACCACCAGGAGGAGGGUUCCCAAUCUGCUCAUCAUCAUCUCGGUCAGCAUCUGCCUUCUGACCGUGUCCACCGUGCCUCUUCUCGGUGCGACAUGCUUCCACUUGGUGUACAAAUACCGCAGCAAGACGUACAAGCUGAUCCUGAAGGCUAAAGACCAGUAUCACAUAGAGAGGAACCUCACCACCAACUUUAACAUCCACGCACCCCACACUGAGUCUCAGAGGAAGAUCAACGGCAGCCAGCUGGACGAGGAGGAAGGGGAGACGGAGAGCAUAGACGGAGACAAAGAGGCGGAUACAGAAGAAAGUGUGGUGACUGAAUCUUUUGCUUUGUCUCAGUACAAAGGGAAUUUAGAUGACUGUGAGGCAGGAUCCGAGUAUAGUGACAGGUUGCCUCUGGGGGCUGAAGCAGUCAAUAUUACAUGCAACUACAAAUAUCCAAAUCAGUAAGUCUUGACUGUUUCUGGCAUAAAAGAUUGUUAUAAAAUUAUUUUACAUUUGGUUAAGGGGUAAAACAGGUAUUUUUCAGUUAGUGCCAAUGGUGUAGGUUCUCAUAAAUGUCGAUGUUUUUCACUCUGGUCUGACAAGACUCAAAAUGCAUACACUCGUUUUAAACCACACCCCAGGCUGUACUGUAACAUUCAGUGUCUACCAGCUGCCAGGCUCAUUUGAUUGUCGUUUUCCAGUCAAAACUGAACUAGGUCUGGUUUUAACCCUGUUCUUUCCAUUCCUCUUGCUGCUGCUCUUUGAAUAUUUUUUUGUAGCUGGAAAUAUUUUCCAACUUCCACAAGCAACACUAAAAAGCAAAUGACACAGCAAAGUGUUCCGCAGAGAGAGAGAAGCUGGUUGCACCAGUUUCACCAUGUUAUUAACAUUUAAUAGCUGAUGCCUUUCAGCUAGAGGCCUUCCAGGCAGGAGUCACAUUUAAAGGAAUAGUUUGAAAUUCUGGGAAACACCCACCGUGUUUCUUCCUGCUUCCACUUUAAUGCUAAGCUGAGCUAACCGAACGCUGGCUCUAUAUUUAGAACGGACAUGAGAGCGGUAUCGAUCUUAUCAUUUAACUCUACGCAAGAAAGCUUGUUUCCCUCGCUAGUCCUUUAACAACAACUCACUAACAAGCACUCGGAAAGUGUGUAUCUUCACCACAGCUGCACACUUUUCCAAAUUUAUCAUCAUAAUAGUAGAAAUAUUUUAAACAUUUUUAAUGUGAAUCUGAAUCAAAAUACACAUAAUGAUAGACAAUCAUGGGAUGCAUGUAUGAGAUACUGUACGAUGUAAUUCAUUCAAGUAUGUACAGUAGUUCAUGGAGGAUGUCACAGUCAUGGCCAUGUUCCUCGUCUAUGGACCAACUUUCAAUGUAAUUUCAGUGAAAUCUACUAACACAUUUUAAUGAUAUUCCACUAGCUAACAAACAGACAACAUGACCUCCUUGGUGAAUCUGUUCUAACACAGUAAACAUGAAGGCUUAUUGUUGAUUUGUGCUUCUUGAACAAUCUGAAACUGUGAAAUGUCUGAUGUACAGCUGCAAAUAUUUGUAGCAACAUUUUGAGAGUGCAUAUAACGAUGUGCUGGCACUCCUUGGACACUUGCAACCAAAUAAAUUUAAUUAAUUUUUUUCUUUUUAAGUCUCUGUAUUAGCGUUUUUUCAUCGUGUUAAUUGUUUUGAUCAGCAAAAGGACACUUAGUGGUAGAAAUAAGAGUCUCUGCCAGGAAAUAAUCCAUUUUACAAACUUUAAACUUAAAUUAUCACCUCCAUUUCUAUUUGUUCAGAGCAUCUUUGUUAGACUUUGUUACUAAUAAACAGAUAGAUAAAAUAAGGUGGGAACACAACACAUCAAGCUAUUAAGCUUGGUUUGACAACAAAAAAAAGGUGUUAAAAGAAAUAUUGUAAUAAAUAUACAGCAAAAUAAAUGUAAACUAGACGCAGACAGCAGUAAAUGGUUUAACUGUAACAGCAAAAGAUAGCAAUAUUCUGCUUUUAAACUACUACAUUUGUGCUGUCACAGUUAGGAGUAAAGUAAGCUUAAACAUACAGAGAUGCAAUCCUCUCAUACCUCCAAAGUACUGGAGUAUAAAUGUUUAGUGUAGUUUCUAAGAGAAAACUAUUGUAUCCUGAACUACUGUGAGCUAAAAUUACUGUUUUCCUGUUGUAUUAAACUAAAUGGGUGUUUUAAAUACGCUCUCUGUCACUUAGGUAAAAUGUGGACAAUUUAAUUCAGUAUUAUCCACUAAGUUUACUGCCGUGUGUAACAGUAAAAGCACUUCUGAGCAUGUAUGUGAAGUAAUUGCUCUGUUGUAUCUGGGUCAUGUGUCCAUCCUGUUGUGUUUCCCAGAGUACUGUGUUUGGAGACCUGCAUGCUGCUUGUUACUGUGAGUCACACUAUGCUGUCUGUGUACAUAUCCUUGACUCAAAUGCUGUACUAACUUUGGGUCGUUAUUGGCUGCUGUCGUUUUUCUUUUCUGUUUUAUACCCUUGUAAUACAGGAAAUAAUAUGUUUUUACUAAAGUGUUAAUGUUAAAUAUCCUCACUAACUCUCCUAAUCCUAUGUGCCUCAAUAAAGUUUUG